AUGAAGAGAUCUGUUAGGAUCCAUUCUGAAAAAACUGGAAACAAAGCUUUCCUUAACCUCCUCCCUCUCCUUCAGGGAAAUGCUGGGUUGAUUUUCCCCAUUGGGGAUCUCAAGGAAGUGAAUGAGGAGGUUGCUGAGUACAAGGUGCUGUGA
Dovyalis caffra is the source of this 153-nucleotide messenger RNA. NCBI's taxonomy places the organism in Eukaryota, Viridiplantae, Streptophyta, Magnoliopsida, Malpighiales, Salicaceae. The record is from the annotation of a GenBank genome assembly.